AUGGAUUAUCUCUCUAAGCCCGGGUUGCUCAGUGUCCUCGCUGGAGUUGCGUGCGGAGUGUGCCUGGGAUGGGGCAUUCGCGGGAGGCUUUUAAGGCAGCCCAAAGCCGGGAUUGCGACCAACCUGGGGAGCGAAGCUAAUGUCAUGGGCGAGUCCGGGGAGUUCAAGAUGGUGCUGAUUGUCCGCAAUGAUUUGAAGAUGGGCAAGGGUAAAGUAGCAGCGCAGUGUUCCCAUGCUGCUGUUUCUGCCUACAAGCAAGUUCAGAGAAGAAAUCCUGAGCUCCUGAAACAGUGGGAGUACUGCGGCCAGCCUAAAGUGGUCCUCAAAGCUCCUGAUGAAGAGACUUUGAUCCAACUCCUGGCUGACGCUAAACACCUCGGACUGACUGUGAGCUUAAUACAAGAUGCGGGUCGUACUCAGAUAGCUCCAGGCUCCCAGACAGUCCUUGGUAUUGGACCGGGACCAGCUGAUGUAGUAGAUAAAGUUUCUGGUCACCUGAAACUCUUCUAA
This is a messenger RNA of Leptosomus discolor (cuckoo roller), 510 nucleotides long. NCBI's taxonomy places the organism in Eukaryota, Metazoa, Chordata, Aves, Leptosomiformes, Leptosomidae. The record is from RefSeq and is a predicted model, not a curated record.